Ostrea edulis (European flat oyster) is the source of this 1524-nucleotide messenger RNA. RefSeq lists its product as uncharacterized. Lineage: Eukaryota; Metazoa; Mollusca; Bivalvia; Ostreida; Ostreidae. Bases 1 to 1524 code for a protein of 507 amino acids. The transcript has 3 exons. Gene Ontology annotation, molecular function: nucleic acid binding. The record is from RefSeq and is a predicted model, not a curated record.
AUGGGUUCUUUCUGUGCUACGGAGGGGUUUAGAGCUUCAAUUUCGAGAACAGUCUCCUCUCUCUGCGGUUCCUCUGGAAUUUUCUAUGACCAGAGACCCGCGGAAAAAUCUGUUGUUGCAAGAGGAAGUGUCUUUACUUCUCCAAAAGAAUGUAUUGGAAGAAUAUCUGGUGAUUCCACAUUUCAAAAUGGAGACCAACAGGUCGAUCAGAACCUCUCCCCAUACAGGGAUGUGGACGUCUUCUUUAGAUCUGACGGAUGCUUACUUUCAUGUCCCUAUAGCUCCGGCUUAUCGGAAGUUUCUUCGUCUUGUCUGAGAGGCCAAACAUGCUUCAGCUCGCCAGUUUCUACAGCUGAUAGGUUUUCUGAUUUCUCUGAUGGAAUAGUACCUUUAGGUCGUCUUCAUAUCCGUCCCAUUCAGUGGUAUCUUCUGGAAUUUUGGGUACCAGCCUCACAACAGUGGGAAGCUGUUAUUCCCAUUCUUCCCAGAUUGCAUCCUCAUCUUCUGUGGUGGUCAGUGAGAGAGAAUGUUAUGAUAGGUUGCUCGCUAGACCCCCCAGUUCCUUCUAUGACCCUGUUUACAGAUGCUUCUCUGACAGGCUGGGGAGCUACCCUGGAAGGCAGAGAGGCAUCAGGUCUAUGGUCCGGUCUCCAAUUGACAGAACACAUCAAUUUACUGGAGAUGCGGGCUGUUCUUCUGGCAUUGAAACACCUUUCCCAAUUUGUUCAGGGUCAAUCUCUGAUGAUAGCCACAGACAAUACAACAGUAGUUGCUUAUCUGCAGAAUCAGGGCGGCACACAUUCUCAGUCUCUUUACCUUCUGUGCAAAGAAAUUCUGUUGUUUUGCCGUUCCCUGGGAAUUCGCUUGUCAGUCAGGCAUGUUCCUGGCAAUCUGAAUCUAGUAGUGGAUGCUCUCUCAAGGUCACUGCAUCCAGUGAAUACAGAAUGGGAGUUACAUCCAGCAGUCUUUCAGGAGAUCUGUCUCAAGUGGGAUCGUCCUCAUAUAGACCUCUUUGUUACGUAUCUGAAUUGCAAACUGCCAACGUUUGUCUCUCCGAUUCCAGACAACAAAGCUUUAGCAGUGGAUGCAAUGUCUUUCGAUUGGAAGGGGAUGUUUUCUUACAUGUUUCCUCCUUUUCGCCUCCUUCCCAAGAUUCUACACAAAAUCAGGGUAGAAAUUUGCAAGACCAUUCUUAUUGCUCCAGCAUGGCUAAAACAAUCGUGGUUUCCAGAUCUUCUUCAACUGUGUUGUGCGAGACCAAUUCUUCUUCCUCUCAGGAAAGAUCUUUUGUCUCAAUUCAAAGGCAGGAAAGUUCAUCAGAAUCUUUCCAACCUCCAUCUACACGCAUGGUUACUGUCAGGGAAUCUCUCAGACAGAAUGGCUUUUCUGACAGAGCAGCCAAACGUAUCUCUAGUUCGGUCAGAAAAUCUACAGGAGCAAUUUAUGACUCUAAGUGGAACAUCUUCUGUUCUUGGUGUUGUUCAAAAGAAAUUGAUCCUCUCGCAGUUACUGUCCAACAGUUAG